GCAUGGAGGUGGGCAGUGAGGAGCCGUGCUGCUCGAGCGCUUCUACGUCUUCUGGGGCCUCCUCUGGGGUCUCGGUGUCCAAGGAGCUGCUGUCGGUGGGCAGCGAAGGCCGAGGAGGUUUAUGGGACAAGUUGCUUAUCAAUUCUAAGCCUGAUCCUAAAAAGACCUCCACUCUUCAAACAUUUCGCAUCCAGAGGAGUCCUUUAUUGGACCAAGUCCAGACCUUUCUCCCACAGAUGGCUGAGGCAAAUGAAAAACUAAGAAGAGAAAUGGCAAUUGCUCCACCAGAUAGUUUUAAUAUUGAAAAUACUGAUGGAAAUCCUGGAAAAGUUAUACAGAUGGACGUGGCCUUGAUUGAGAUGAAUCAGUCAGAUUCAAAAGAAGAGGACAGUUCCACCGAGAGUUCACAGGACAGCUCAGAGGACAGUUCAGACUCUGACGAUGAAGUCACCAUAGAAAACAUUAAGCUCCCCAAUUCGGAUGCAGGCAAAGGCAAGAUUGAAGUUUUGGAUGGUCCACCACAUAAAAAAAAGAAACAGUGAAAUAAAUGUGAAAAGAAACUGUUGAGAGAUAUACGUACUAAUUCCAAAAGAUUGUGGUUCACUGUUCUCCAGAUACUUAGAUGUCCUUGAGUAUUCAAAGAAAAGUAAGUUUAGUUGAUUUGAGCAGAUUACAAUUCAUGAAUCUGGAGCACUCAAAUGGAAAGUGUUCCAGGCUUGACACAGGUGAGGCCUGUGUGUCUGAAAAUGAAAUACCUUGACUGAUUGCAUUGGGCAUUAGUCUUAUAUAAACAUUUGAACAUGGGCUGACGGGUUUGUGGCUUGUGACUAGAUGAAACUCAGCUGUUGUUGUAAUUAAAUUAUGUGUUAAAAAAGAAACAAUAAAUUAAUCCCAAAAUGUUUAAGCAGUGAA
This is a messenger RNA of Jaculus jaculus (lesser Egyptian jerboa), 912 nucleotides long. It is a transcript of the gene Nopchap1, whose product is annotated as NOP protein chaperone 1. The record is from RefSeq and is a predicted model, not a curated record. The coding region runs from base 3 to 542 and encodes 179 amino acids. The transcript has 4 exons. Gene Ontology annotation, molecular function: box C/D methylation guide snoRNP complex binding. NCBI's taxonomy places the organism in Eukaryota, Metazoa, Chordata, Mammalia, Rodentia, Dipodidae. Gene Ontology annotation, biological process: box C/D snoRNP assembly.